AUUUAAAACCCUUGAAGUUCAAAUGAAUUGAGAAAAACGUUAUUUUUUGCAUGUUUAGUUAAUAUGCUGUUGCGAAUAGUUUUAUGUGAUAUUGAUGUGAAAAAGGAAACCCUUUACAUCUUACACGAUAAGCGUAAAGGAAGCCCUCUGUUGACGGAUUUAGUUUUGUUUUCAUUUAGCGUGUUGAAAUCGAGGCUGUAAUAUACGAUUGCAUUAUUAAAAUGUACGUUAACCAGACGUCGCCCAUUUUGGAUUGCUGUGUAGCUAGUGCUAGUGAUCACGUAAAAUUCCAUCGAGAAUCAUCUGGCCCUUUGAAGGCCAAAUAUUCAAUAUUUCUACUCAUCUGUAUAGAUUAAACAUUAAAUAAGGUAUUUACCAGUUUUCGGAACACAUCGUUGCUGAAUAAUCCGGUGAACACUGACCAAAGUGAUCAAUCUCAGACUAGUUGACUGCCGGAUUUUUGGAGAAAAUGGCCUGCGCAACACUGAAACGGACACUCGAUUUCGAUCCUCUACACAGCCCAGCCGCCUCUCCUAAAAGACGAAGAUGUACUCCUCUCUUGUCUCCUUCAUCACCAACAUCAGCCAUGUCCUCGUCAUGUCGACAGCCGUCAGCAUUUCCUCCAGUUACGCCAAGGAUGUCGCCGGGUCAAUUAGCAGCCAACAUUUGUCUAGAAUGGAAGAGGCUGAAAAGAAGACGACAUCUUGAAGAGUCUUACAACGAUGCUGGUGCAGGCACCAGCAGCGAACCUGGUGAUUCUGAGCCUCAGGUCACUGACAUGAUCCAUCAAUCAUCGUUCCCUAGUCAUAUGGCGCAUUACCAUGGUGCACCAGGGUCACCCAACACAUCGUCAGGGGGUAGUUCGCUAGGGGCCGGGCCUCAGGGGAGUAAAGAUCAACCCAUGUUCACCCUGAAGCAAGUUAUUAUUAUCUGUGAGAGAAUGCUGAAGGAACAAGAGGCACGAAUACGUGAGGACUACGACAAGGUCCUCUCGUGUAAACUAGCAGAACAAUAUGAUGCCUUUGUGAAAUUCAACCAAGAUCAGCUUCAUCGACGCUUCAGAGACACCACAGCUAGUUAUGUGUCAUAAGAUGCACAUUCUUGGUAGAGUUUCAUCAUUUUCACCAGAGCUGUUGUAAUUACUCAAGGAUAUUCUUGAGACUUAAACAGCAGGAAUAGCACAAUAUAACACCACUCUCACUUCCCCAAUGAGUGCAAGACACCAAGAAGCAAUUGUAGAAAUACCUUUUCCUCCAAAUGUCACAGUUAAAAUGUUUAAUUUCCAAUUAUUUUCGUGCAGAAGUCAUUCUUAAGUAUAUUUACCUAAAUGAUAAAGAUAGUUAUAGCAAAAAAGAAAGGAAGAAAAUAGAAAUUUUUGGAAAAAUACAAAAACAGGGGAUGCCACACUUCAUUGAAGAGGGUAAUGUUUGAUCUCCACAAUGUGGAAACUGAAUCACAGAUGGCAUCAAUGAAUAGGCUUUAACUUCUCUGCACAUAACAAAUCAAAAUUAAUCAUCAUAACUUCACUUUCAUAGUCUGAGGAAAUGUUUUUGGUCUGAUGAUGAAAGAUAGUCUUGUUUGUGUUUUACCUUUAUACUCAAGUGUCGGUAACAAAAUCAAAUUAUUUUUAGUUGGUCCAUCAUAUUAACUUUUGUCUGCACUAUGUAAUGUCAUGCUUAAUCACCUAGGAAACCUACUUUUUAAGUCAUCUGUUAGCAUAUUUAUCCCAAGUACCAGUAUAAUUAACUGAAUAAAGAAUUGUGUUACUGUCUCACGUAAUGCAGGAGUUGGAGUUUAUUUACACACAGAUCUGUAACCAAUUUGUCGUGUUACCCAAACUUACUGUGAAAAGGUUAAUCCAUAGCUGGAAAAGGAAAAAAAAACAAUCACUUGUCAGGUGUCCAGUUUUCUUUUUAAACUAGUGGUCAUUAAAGAUCAUGCUCUUUGUCUUGCUUGAACAUAUGAGACACACUUGAUGUCAGCAACAUUAAGAGGAAGGAGCACCAUUAAAUGGAACUUGGAGCCUUCAGGAUUUUUAUGUACAUCUUUCAACAGAAUCCCAAAGACAUUCACGAAGUAGCCAAAAAAUGUGGUACUUAUGUUUAUUACGUUUUGGUUGACUUUUUAUUUGAAAAGGAAAGUGUUCAAUUUUGUACAUAUUGUACAGCAAUUGUUCUUUAACUCUUGUAUUAUUCUCUUAUUUUAACCCUCAUUUUACUCAUUGAAUUUUUUUGUUCCUGAUUUUUCUGUCUGUGUUUAGAUAGUAUAGUGCUGUGAAUUUAGAGAUAAAGUGUGAACACAUUGUUACCUUCAACUACAUUUGAGUUAGACUUUCAUUUUUCA
Acanthaster planci (crown-of-thorns starfish) is the source of this 2343-nucleotide messenger RNA. RefSeq names its product akirin-2-like. The record is from RefSeq and is a predicted model, not a curated record. Gene Ontology annotation, cellular component: chromatin; nucleus. Gene Ontology annotation, molecular function: transcription coregulator activity. NCBI's taxonomy places the organism in Eukaryota, Metazoa, Echinodermata, Asteroidea, Valvatida, Acanthasteridae. Gene Ontology annotation, biological process: positive regulation of innate immune response; positive regulation of transcription by RNA polymerase II.